GGGACGCGCUCAGCAAGACAAGCGCCCCGGACACCCACGCGGCUCCUCGAUCUACAGUGCGUGACAGAACGUCCCCUCAGCAUCCCCUGCGCGGAAGUGGUACAUCCUGCGUCUCCCCUGGGCUCUGGAGCGAGUAGUACAGCCUGCAGGACUAGCGCUUCUGACUCUGCCGCCCUUCCUGAAUGGAGCAGGUUUAGCCCAGACGACCAGCAGGACAGCACGCCCGAGCUCAGCUUGCGUCGCUACGGCAAACCCCGGCGAGGCGAGGCGAGGCGGCUGGCUGGUCGGGCAGAAGGCAGGCACGGUCCGCCUCUUCCUCCCCGGGGCUGCAGUUGAGGCAUGGCCGGGCGAGGUCGGGUUUGGCCAUUGCUGCUGGCGCUCUGCGCCUUGCCCAGCAAUUUCUGUCUGCAGGAUACUGAAGCGGACGAGCCUGAGGCGCCGGCAGCGGCCGGCGGAGGGGCAAACAGGCGGCGGCGCCUGAGCCAGGAGGACGGCAUCUCCUUCGAGUACCACCGCUACCCGGAGCUGCGGGAAGCGCUGGUGUCGGUGUGGCUGCAGUGUCCGUCCAUCAGUAGGAUCUACACUGUGGGCCGGAGCUUCGAGGGCAGGGAGUUGCUGGUCAUCGAGAUCUCCGACAAUCCUGGCGAGCAUGAGCCUGGAGAGCCAGAAUUUAAAUAUGUUGGCAACAUGCAUGGAAAUGAAGCUGUUGGAAGGGAACUUCUUAUCUUCUUGGCUCAGUACCUGUGCAAUGAAUAUCAGAAGGGAAAUGAAACUAUCAUUAAUUUGAUCCAUAGUACCCGUAUCCACAUCAUGCCAUCUCUCAAUCCAGAUGGCUUUGAGAAGGCAGCAUCGCAGCCAGGUGAACUCAAAGACUGGUUUGUUGGUCGAAGUAAUGCACAGGGAAUAGACCUAAAUCGAAAUUUCCCUGAUCUUGAUAGAAUUGUCUAUGUCAAUGAGAGAGAAGGUGGUCCAAAUAAUCAUUUGCUGAAAAAUCUGAAGAAAGCUGUGGACCAAAAUCUAAAGCUUGCACCAGAAACAAAAGGUGUGAUUCAUUGGAUAAUGGAUAUUCCCUUUGUACUGUCAGCCAAUCUUCAUGGUGGGGACCUUGUGGCAAAUUAUCCGUAUGAUGAAACUCGGACUGGAAGUGCUCAUGAAUACAGCUCCUGCCCAGAUGAUGCUAUUUUCCAAAGCUUAGCCCGCAGCUAUUCAUCUUUUAAUCCAGCCAUGUCAAAUCCAAAUAGGCCACCAUGUCGCAAGAAUGACGAUGACAGCAGUUUCAUUGAUGGGACAACUAAUGGUGGUGCUUGGUAUAGCGUUCCAGGAGGUAUGCAGGAUUUCAACUACCUCAGCAGCAAUUGCUUUGAAAUCACCGUGGAACUUAGCUGUGAAAAAUUCCCUCCUGAAGAAACUCUGAAAACCUAUUGGGAGGACAACAAAAAUUCACUUAUCAGUUACAUUGAGCAGAUACAUCGAGGAAUAAAAGGAUUUAUUAGAGAUCUUCAGGGCAAUCCCAUUGCUAAUGCCACAAUUUCUAUAGAGGGGAUAAACCAUGAUAUUACAUCAGCAAAGGAUGGUGAUUACUGGCGGCUACUGGUACCUGGAAAUUAUAAAGUGACUGCCUCAGCACCUGGCUAUCUAGCAAUCACUAAAAAAGUAGCUGUUCCCUUCAGUCCUGCCAUUAGGGUUGAUUUUGACUUGGAGUCAUUGUCUGAAAGAAAAGAAGAGGAAAAGGAAGAGCUAAUGGAAUGGUGGAAGAUGAUGUCAGAAACAUUAAAUUUUUAAGCCCGAAGUUCUGAAUUCAUAUCUCUUAAUCUACUAUGUGUUAAUUUAGUGUAAUGUACUGUGAAAAGUCCCUACAUUUUAGAUUUUGUGUAGCUCGUAAUACGUAACUUUGGGGGUCUUUUUCCCUGAGUAUUUUUUUUUUAAUACCAAUAACCUAUUCUUCACAAAAGCAAGUUGCUAGAACCUUUUAUGUCAUUUUUGCUAUCCUACAUAUUCAACUUGAAGGGCAAAUAUCCACAAAAAUGUCUCCUAAUGUGACUGUGAAUUUGAGUGUUUCACUUACUGUCCCAAAUAUACAGGCUAAGUACAUUAAAAAGCUAUAAUAAUUAGUGGUCACUUGUAACAACUGCCACAAAUAUUUGUCCGUACAGAUAAACCUAUUUACAUUUUUUUUUAAAAAUCUCAUAAUGGCACUGAAAAUAUAUGUGAUAAGAAUUUAGUGUUGUACAUAACUAAGUUUUUCUCUGUGGAAGAACCACGUAAAAUAAGAAUCACAAGUACUUGGGUAUUACUCAUAUGGAAUUGUUCUUAAGAAAAAAAUAGUACAAUUUUUUCUCUUGUGUUUGUUAAUGAUCCUAAGUAACUUCAUAAUCAGAUUAAAAAUUCUGGAUC
Python bivittatus (Burmese python) is the source of this 2394-nucleotide messenger RNA. It is a transcript of the gene CPE, whose product is annotated as carboxypeptidase E. Gene Ontology annotation, molecular function: metallocarboxypeptidase activity; zinc ion binding. NCBI's taxonomy places the organism in Eukaryota, Metazoa, Chordata, Lepidosauria, Squamata, Pythonidae. The record is from RefSeq and is a predicted model, not a curated record. Gene Ontology annotation, biological process: peptide metabolic process; protein processing.